AUGGGGGCCCUGCUACAGCGGCAGACGGAGGUCCAAGUGGCCUACAUGGGGAGCUUUGAGGAAGGCGAGAAGCACCAGAGCGUAUCCCACGGAGAAGCUGCCGUCAUCAGAGCACCUCGCAUCUCCAGCUUCCCCCGACCACAGGUGACCUGGUUCCGUGAUGGCCGCAAGAUCCCACCCAGCAGCCGCAUUGCCAUCACGCUGGAGAACACCCUGGUCAUCCUGUCCACGGUGGCUCCCGACGCUGGCCGCUACUAUGUGCAGGCAGUUAACGACAAGAACGGAGACAACAAGACGAGCCAGCCCAUCACUCUUGCUGUGGAGAAUGUCGGGGGACCUGCUGACCCCAUCGCGCCGACCAUCAUCAUCCCACCCAAGAACACUAGUGUUGUGGCCGGAACCUCGGAGGUGACCAUGGAGUGUGUGGCAAAUGCCAGGCCUCUGAUCAAGCUGCACAUCGUCUGGAAGAAAGACGGGGCCCUGCUCUCCAAUGGUAUCAGUGAUUACAACCGCAGGCUCACUAUCACCAACCCCACCGUCAGCGACGCAGGCUUCUACGAGUGUGAGGCCGUGCUGCGCAGUAGCAGUGUGGCCCCGGUCACUCGGGGAGCCUACCUGUCAGUGCUGGAGCCACCUCAGUUUGUCAAAGAGCCCGAGAGACACAUCACAGCAGAGAUGGAGAAGGUGGUGGACAUCCCCUGUCGAGCCAAAGGGGUGCCACCUCCCUCUAUCACCUGGUACAAGGAUGCUGCAUUGGUGGAGGUGGAGAAGUUGGCCCGCUUCAAGCAGCGCAGCGAUGGCAGCCUGCAGAUCAGCGGCCUGCUGCCCGAUGACACCGGCAUGCUCCAGUGCUUUGCCCACAAUGCCGCUGGAGAGGCGCAGACCUCCACCUACCUGGCCGUCACCAGCAUUGCCCCUAAUAUCACCAGGGGCCCCCUUGACAGUACGGUGAUUGAUGGAAUGUCGGUGGUCCUGGCGUGUGAGACCUCGGGGGCACCGCGACCUGCUAUCACUUGGCAGAAAGGGGAACGCAUCUUAGCCAGCGGCUCCGUCCAGCUGCCUCGCUUCACCCUGCUAGAGUCUGGCAGCCUGCUCAUUAGCCCAACCCACAUCUCUGACGCUGGCACCUACACCUGUUUGGCCACCAACUCUCGGGGAGUCGACGAGGCCUCCGCAGACCUGGUCGUAUGGGCCCGGACCCGCAUCACCAAGCCCCCCCAGGACCAGAGUGUCAUCAAGGGCACCCAGGCCUCCAUGGUGUGUGGAGUGACCCACGAUCCUAGAGUGACUGUCAGGUACGUGUGGGAGAAGGAUGGGGCCACCCUAGCUGUGGAGACCAACCCCCGGAUCCGCCUGGACAGAAAUGGCUCCCUACACAUCUCGCAGACAUGGUCAGGGGACAUUGGCACAUACACCUGCCGGGUACUCUCAGCUGGCGGCAAUGACUCUCGAAAUGCCCACCUGCGUGUCAGGCAGCUUCCCCACGCCCCUGAGCACCCCGUGGCAACACUCAGCGCUGUGGAGAGGCGCGCCAUCAACCUGACCUGGGCCAAACCCUUCGAUGGCAACAGCCCCCUGAUGCGCUACAUCCUGGAGAUGUCGGAAAACAAUGCUCCGUGGACCAUUCUCCUUGCCAGUGUGGACCCAGAAGCUACCUCAGUGAUGGUCAAGGGACUGGUUCCCGCUCGUUCCUACCAGUUCCGCCUCUGUGCUGUCAAUGAUGUGGGCAAAGGACAGUUCAGCAAGGACACAGAAAGGGUUUCCCUCCCCGAAGAGCCCCCCACGGCCCCUCCACAGAAUGUUAUUGCCAGCGGCCGGACCAACCAGUCCAUCAUGAUCCAGUGGCAACCGCCUCCUGAGAGCCACCAGAAUGGGAUCCUCAAGGGUUACAUCAUCAGAUACUGUUUGGCUGGGCUACCUGUUGGGUACCAGUUUAAGAACAUCACGGAUGCUGACGUCAACAACCUGUUGCUGGAGGACCUCAUCAUCUGGACCAAUUAUGAGAUCGAGGUGGCCGCCUACAACAGCGCCGGGCUGGGCGUCUACAGCAGCAAAGUCACCGAGUGGACACUGCAGGGAGUUCCCACGGUGCCCCCAGGAAACGUGCAUGCAGAAGCCACCAAUUCCACGACCAUCCGCUUCACCUGGAAUGCCCCCAGUCCCCAGUUCAUUAAUGGUAUCAACCAGGGCUACAAGCUGAUUGCCUGGGAGCCAACCCAAGAAGAGGAGGUUACCAUGGUGACUGCCAGGCCCAACUUUCAAGACAGCAUCCACGUGGGCUUCGUGUCCGGUCUGAAAAAAUUCACAGAGUACUUCACCUCGGUGCUGUGCUUCACCACGCCUGGAGAUGGGCCCCGAAGCAGCCCCCAGCUGGUGCGCACCCAUGAGGAUGUGCCUGGGCCGGUGGGACACCUGAGCUUCAAUGACAUCCUGGACACCUCGCUGAAGGUCAGCUGGCAGGAGCCCGGGGAGAAGAACGGCAUACUGACAGGGUACCGGAUCUCCUGGGAAGAGUACAAUAGAACCAAUACCCGUGUGACCCACUACCUGCCCAACGUAACCCUAGAGUACAGAGUCACAGGCCUCACAGCACUCACCACCUACACAAUCGAGGUGGCCGCUAUGACCUCCAAGGGCCAGGGCCAGGUGUCAGCCUCCACCAUCUCAUCUGGUGUGCCUCCAGAGCUCCCGGGGGCACCCACCAACCUGGGCAUUUCCAACAUUGGUCCACGAUCCGUGACCUUGCAGUUCAGGCCUGGCUAUGAUGGGAAGACAUCCAUCUCCCGCUGGGUGGUGGAAGCUCAGGUGGGCGUGAUCGGGGAGGGAGAGGAAUGGUUGCUGAUCUACCAACUCAGCAACGAGCCUGAUGCACGCUCCAUGGAGGUACCGGACCUUAACCCCUUCACCUACUACAGCUUCCGCAUGCGCCAAGUGAAUAUUGUUGGCACCAGCCCACCCAGUCAACCUUCCAGGAAGAUCCAGACCCUCCAGGCGCCCCCAGACAUGGCCCCGGCCAAUGUGACUCUACGCACAGCCAGUGAGACCAGCUUGUGGCUCCGAUGGAUGCCCCUCCCAGAAAUGGAGUACAAUGGCAACCCUGAGUCGGUGGGCUACAAGAUCAAGUACAGCCGGUCCGACGGCCACGGCAAGACACUGAGCCACAUGGUACAAGACCGUGUGGAGCGGGAAUACACCAUUGAGGACCUGGAGGAGUGGACCGAGUACCGCGUCCAAGUCCAGGCCUUCAACGCCAUCGGGAGUGGGCCCUGGAGCCAGGCAGUGGUGGGAAGAACAAGGGAGUCAGUCCCAUCCUCUGGCCCCACCAACGUGUCAGCGCUGGCCACCACCUCUAGCAGCAUGCUGGUUCGCUGGAGCGAGAUCCCGGAGGCAGAUCGCAACGGUCUUGUGCUGGGCUACAAGGUGAGGUACAAGGAGAAGGACUCGGACUCCCAGCCCCGGUUCUGGCUGGUAGAAGGCAACUCGUCUCGCAGUGCCCAGCUCACAGGGCUGGGCAAGUAUGUGCUCUACGAGGUUCAGGUUCUGGCCUUCACACGCAUCGGUGACGGCAGCCCCAGCCACCCUCCCAUCCUGGAACGGACACUAGAUGACGUCCCAGGCCCACCCAUGGGCAUCCUGUUUCCGGAGGUGAGAACCACGUCCGUGCGGCUCAUCUGGCAGCCCCCCGCGGCCCCCAAUGGUAUCAUCCUGGCCUACCAGAUCACACACCGGCUCAAUGCCACUACAGCCAACACUGCCACGGUGGAGGUCCUGGCACCCAGCGCCCGCCAGUACAUGGCCACUGGCCUCAAGCCAGAGUCUGUCUACCUAUUCCGCAUCACAGCCCAGACCCGGAAAGGCUGGGGAGAGGCUGCUGAAGCUUUGGUGGUGACCACAGAGAAGAGAGACCGCCCGCAGCCCCCUAGCAAGCCCGUGGUGCAGCAGGAAGACGUGAAGGCUCGCAGUGUUCUGCUGUCCUGGGAGCCAGGCAGCGAUGGGCUCUCCCCAGUCCGCUACUACACCAUCCAGACACGUGAACUGCCCAGCGGCAGGUGGGCCCUGCACUCAGCGUCUGUGAGCCACAAUGCCUCUGCCUUCACUGUGGACAGACUCAAGCCCUUCACAUCCUACAAGUUCCGAGUGAAAGCAACCAACGACAUCGGGGACAGCGAGUUCAGUGAGGAGUCAGAGUCGCUGACCACCCUGCAGGCCGCCCCCGAUGAGGCACCCACCAUCCUGUCUGUGACACCGCACACCACUACCUCUGUGCUAAUCCGGUGGCAGCCUCCAGCUGAGGACAAGAUCAAUGGCAUCCUCCUGGGCUUUCGAAUCCGGUACCGGGAGCUGCUCUAUGAAGGGCUGAGGGGCUUCACUCUUCGAGGCAUCCACAACCCCGGGGCCAAAUGGGCUGAGCUCACCUAUCUGAGCAAGCACAAGCGUUAUGAGAUCCGGAUGAGCGUGUACAAUGCCGUGGGAGAGGGACCCUUGAGCCCACCACAAGAGGUCUUUGUCGGGGAGGCAGUGCCCACAGCAGCACCCCAGAACGUGGCGGUUCACAGUGCUACAGCCACACAGCUAGAUGUGACCUGGGAGCCACCCCCACUGGACAGCCAGAAUGGAGACAUCCAAGGAUACAAGAUUUAUUUCUGGGAAGUCCAGCGGAGGAACCUCACCGAGAGGGUGAAGACACUUUUCCUGGCUGAGAACAGUGUGAAACUCAAGAACCUGACAGGCUACACAGCCUACAUGGUCAGCGUAGCAGCCUUCAAUGCUGCGGGGGAUGGGCCACGGAGCACCCCCACCCGAGGCCAGACUCAGCAAGCAGCCCCCAGCGCCCCAGGCUCAGUCAAGUUCAGCGAGCUGACCACGACCUCAGUGAAUGUGUCCUGGGAAGCCCCCGAGUUCCCCAACGGUCCUCUGGAGGGCUAUAGGCUGGUGUAUGAGCCCUGCACCCCCGUGGAUGGGGUCAGCAAGAUUGUAACAGUGGACGUGAAGGGGAACAGCCCACUGUGGCUGAAGGUGAAGGACCUGGCCGAGGGCAUGACCUACCGUUUCCGCAUCAAAGCCAAGACCUUCACCUAUGGGCCUGAGAUAGAAGCCAACAUCACCACGGGGCCUGGAGAAGGUGCCCCAGGACCACCAGGAGUGCCAAUCAUCGUUCGGUACAGCUCAGCCAUUGCCAUCCACUGGUCCAGCGGAGACCCUGGCAAAGGACCCAUCACACGCUAUGUAAUAGAGGCCAGGCCGUCAGAUGAGGGGCUCUGGGACAUCCUCAUCAAGGACAUCCCCAAGGAGGUAACUUCUUACACCUUCAGCAUGGACAUCCUGAAGCCAGGCGUGAGCUACGACUUCCGGGUCAUCGCAGUCAAUGACUAUGGCUUUGGCACUCCCAGCAGCCCCUCUCAGUCUGUGCCAGCCCAGAAAGCCAGCCCCUUCUAUGAAGAAUGGUGGUUCUUGGUAGUCAUAGCUCUUGUGGGCCUCAUCUUCAUCCUGCUUCUGGUCUUCGUACUCAUCAUCCGAGGUCAGAGCAAGAAGUACUCCAAGAAGACAGACUCAGGAGGCAAUACCAAGUCAGGAGCCCUCGGCCAUGGGGAGAUGCUGAGCUUGGAUGAAAGCAGUUUUCCCGCUCUGGAGCUCAACAACCGGCGGCUGUCCGUAAAGAACUCUUUCUGCAGGAAGAAUGGCUUGUACACCAGGCCCAGUCCAGGCAGUUUACACUAUUCUGAUGAAGAUGUCACCAAGUAUAAUGACCUCAUCCCAGCCGAGAGCAGCAGCCUGACAGAGAAACCCUCGGAAAUCUCCGACUCCCAGGGUAGCGACAGCGAGUACGAAGUGGACACGAACCCCCAGAAAGCCCACUCCUUCGUCAACCAUUACAUCAGUGACCCCACCUAUUACAACUCGUGGCGGCGCCAACAGAAAGGCAUCUCUCGGGCCCAGGCCUACAGCUACACAGAGAGUGAUUCUGGUGAACCUGACCAUGUCACUGUCCCCAAUAGCAACAGCACCCAGCAGGGCAGCCUUUUCCGGCCCAAGGCCAGCCGGACUCCAACGCCCCAAAAUCCCCCAAACCCCCCAAGUCAGCAGAGCACCCUCUACCGUCCCCCCAGCAGCCUCGCCCCUGGUUCCCGGGCACCCAUAGCCGGGUUCUCAUCCUUCGUUUGACAUCAGAAGAGGAAAUAGGAUGAAAGAAACGACGCCAAAAUCCUCCUUUGCCACUUCUCAAAAUGCCUGCCAGAAAACACACAAGAAACCCCCACCAAGACAUCGGAUCAACUUUUCACCUCUCGAGUUUAUUUUUCCAGAGAUUCCGGGGCCAGCAAAGCCGGUGUGGAGGAGGCGGGGGGA
This is a messenger RNA of Arvicola amphibius (Eurasian water vole), 6345 nucleotides long. It is a transcript of the gene Sdk2, whose product is annotated as sidekick cell adhesion molecule 2. Gene Ontology annotation, molecular function: protein binding. Lineage: Eukaryota; Metazoa; Chordata; Mammalia; Rodentia; Cricetidae. The record is from RefSeq and is a predicted model, not a curated record. Bases 1 to 6162 code for a protein of 2053 amino acids. The transcript is spliced from 42 exons.